Messenger RNA from Eupeodes corollae, 6476 nucleotides. RefSeq names its product serine-rich adhesin for platelets. NCBI's taxonomy places the organism in Eukaryota, Metazoa, Arthropoda, Insecta, Diptera, Syrphidae. The transcript has 8 exons. Bases 1692 to 6173 code for a protein of 1493 amino acids. The record is from RefSeq and is a predicted model, not a curated record.
GCUGAUACGAAGAUUUUUUCCCGUCCAGUGUUAUUUUUGGAGUUCUCGUAUCUGCAUCUUGAAUUCUUUGGAUUUGGUAGUUCGAUGUGAAUUAUUAUUAUUUUUGUUGUAAAUUUUGUGUAGGCUUUUGAAUAUAUCGUCUGUCGGAUCUUAGUGCACCAAAAAAGGUUCAGAUACAAUCGGUUAUCCGUAUCCGUGGGUGUUUCAAUUUGCAAGCAAGAAAAGCUUAAACUGUUCUAAGCCACAAUCUUUUGAGAAAUAAAAUUUUAGAAUCAUAUUUGAAUUCCUCAUCAGAAUCCAAUCGAAAUGUGGAAGAGUUUUCAAGAAGAAGAAAAUAAAUUUAAACAAAAAUCUAGUGCCAACGUGAGAUGUCUCUAGAAUCCAUGCUUUAGAAUCUCAGCUUCACGAGUGAAUUAAAUAAGAAGUGAUAAAUAUACAAAAGAAAAAAUUAAAACAAAAAAAAAAAAACAACCAACAAAACAAGAAUUUAAUUUAAAACCAGUUUUCCAGUUUUGUUCUUUCUACACACAGCAUUUCCGAGUUUCAAUAUAAAAACAAACCAGAAAUUACGAAUAAACAACAACAAAAAAUAUAUCUUUAAGAUACACACCGUGUCAAGUCAAGAUUUAUGCAAAAAAAAACAAAAUUAAAACAAGACCGAAGACCAACCGACCGACUUAUGAAUCAUCAUCGUACAUUUAGUAUACAAAGAGUUUUGCUUUAAAUUGCAAAGAGUUAAAAAAAAGUAUAGUACCUUAAUGUCAACCUUUAAGUUUGCUAAAAAUUUAAUCCUUUUUUCUUUAAUACGUCAGCAACCCUUUUUUUAAUUUAGUAUUUUUCUUGUUGUUGUUGUUGUUGGAGUUGUUGGUCUGAUCAAUUCCAAAACCAGUGUUCCAAAUUAACGUGUUUUGUAGUCCAUAAAGUAUUAAGGGUACGUCUACAUCAUAUACUACGUGUGCAUUAUAAUUUCCGGUUCACAGUGCAGUGCUUCGCUGAUGUGUUUUUGUUUUCUUUAAUGUUUUAUGGGUUUUUUUCCCUUAAUUUGUGCAGUGCUCGUUAUUAUUUUUUUUCCUUUCUUAUUUGUCUUCUCUAAAGUGUUGGGUUUCAAAGCGAAAUAAAAAAUAAAAAAAAUUAAAAAAAGGAACCCUCCCGGAACGGAUCGGUAAAUGGAAAAUCCACUUUGCAGUAAGGCUAAAGGCUAAGGCAACACAAUAGAAGUGAUUUUAUUUUUGUGUUCGAAUUUUACCUACCUACGAAUAGUUAUUGCGAUUUUUAAUUGUUUGUUUGUUUAUUUAUUUUGUUGCUAUUGUAAGAUCUCCGGAAGACGUUUUUGUUUUUGUGAAAUUUUAUGAGCCGCAAGCCGAAAGUUGAUGGUUUUUGAAGUUUAUAAUUCAGUGAACGCAGCGGUUUAAUUAAACUACAAAUUUUAUUGUCGAGUCGUAUAAAACUUCUUCUAUCUGUCAAGUGGAAAUUUUUGAACAAACUUCAGAUUCACUCAAAAUUUAAUUGGAAAGGCUUUUUUUGCAUAGCUGUACUCCUACCUUAAACAAAAAACGAUACAAAAAGAAUUAAUUGAGAGCAAAAAAGAUGCUUCAGUUAGAAGUUGUUUUUGUGAAAUUAACAAAACAAUAGGACGGAAAUUAUAAUUGUUUAUCCAAAUGAAAAGAAGUUAGAUUGAAUUUAUUUUAAGAAUGUCAUCUGGCUUGAUGUCGUGUGUACGAGAGAAUUCUCCACCCUUAGACAUGGAUGGAAACGAUUCUGGAGCUCUUUCUCUGCCACCGGCGGCAGUGGCGUCGGUGGACGGAACAGCAUCUUCAAAUAAUGCUCCUUCAGCUGAGCAACAAAAACGUCGACGAUUUCAUCCCUUAAGAAAUCUGCGUCGAAUGUUUCGACGUCGCACCCUAACCAGUGUCGACUUGUCAUCCCCUUCUGUUGUGGAUACAAAUCAAUUGUCUGCAUCAUCACCAUCAUCACCGUUGCAACAUCAGCAACAACAACAACACCAGCAACAACAAAACCAGAAUAGUUUGACCAAAAAUCCACCCACCGUUGUUGGAAAUACCUUAUCCGUACCUGCGCAUCACGGCUAUGCCGGGACAUCAGCCUCGUCAACAUCAUUGCCCACAUCACCCCUAUCGCUGUCACCGUCACCAUCGGUAAUAGCUGUUGGCAGUCAAAGUUGUGCCACCAACAAAGCUGCAUCAUCGUCGUCGCCAAAUAAUAAUAGUUACAAUAUUAAUUACAUGCAACAUCAUCAUCAUCAUCACACGUCGUCGUCGUCGUCAUCCGACGUCAACGUCAACGUUAGCAGUGCAAUGUCACUUUCUACGUCAUUACAUCAUCAGCUACAGCAUCAUCAGCAACAAUAUUCCACAAGUACUUCGACGGCAACUACAACAACAGGUCGGAUCCUGGGAACAUGCGGUGGCAUCGGUGUACUGCCAGGAGCUUUCAAUGGACGGACUUCGUUGUCGGGCGGAUUUUUUGCCAGUAAGGAUAAAAUAGCAAAUAGUACAGUGGGCCUGAUGGCACGCGAUACAAAGCUAAAAAGCACCGGAACAGACUCAAGCAAUGAUCUCGAGAGCAAUCGUGAGAUGACUGAUAGCCAAAGGAGCCUAAGCGAAGGACGAUUAGUCGAUAGUGAUUUCAGUCGUGAUGGCCUCUCUCAAUCGCACGAUAGUGUAUUUUCCGAAUCAGCAACAGCCAGCAGCUUAUCGAUUGUACUUAAGGCUGAGCUUGCUGAUGUCCUCCGCAAACGUCGCAACCGACCUGAUGCUUCGGAUGAAGAUUUGGGGCUGCCACGCAGUCCCACAACCCCACAACGUCGAGAAACCAACAAUACUACAAAUCAAAGUGAAGUAUCAUCGUUGAGCAUGCUCAGCAUGAAUUCCACAAUUGAUUUCGAUGAUGAAUUACCGUCAUCGACUGCAAAUCAUUCGGGAGACUUUUCUUCGGCAGCAGAUCGAACAUCGUCGAGUAUUUCGAGCAAAUUUUCCGCCGAUUCAUCACGAUCCGAACAUGUGGAACUUUUCUCCUCGAAUUGGACUCGUCUCUCACACUCGGCUGCUAAGCACAAGAUGGCUGUAAGGCCUGUUAAGAAGAAGGGCCCAACUCGACAUCGCCGGACUUUGGAGAGCUCCAUUCUUCCAUCGACCCCAGAAGUCAAUGAAGAUCAGAGUAAGACCACAACUGCAACCCUUGAAGUUAAAGAUAUCUCAUUGGAUAAAGCUAAAUCGCGAUCUCUGCCACCAGGGGUCAAUGCAAAGAUCCUCGAACAACACAGCACCGAGGUGAAACAAGCAGUCAGCAUUAAACGCUCGAAAACCGAAAAAGGCCCAUCACCAAACUCGACUUACGCCAUGCGUAGCAAUGCAACUAAGAGUUCCAUAUUCGAAUCAGUAUCGUCAAGCACACAGAGUUCCACAGCCGAAAGUAGCAAGGAAGACGAAAGUGGGUUCUUCCGUCGAUUUGUCUACAGAAAUUCGAAGCGUGGUGCUUCCAAGACCAUCACCAGUUCGACCAGCAAUAGUAAGAUGGCCGACGAACUUGAUAGUCAGCCAGAGAGCAAGAAGCCGAAUCCACCACCAAUCGAGACCAAUUCCAAAACAAUUGAAACAAAAUCCGCUGAAUACUCGCAAAAGGUUGAAGAAACCCGCAAGGAAAUUCGCAGAGAUAUUCUAUCUACGGGCAACUCUGCCCUCAGUGCAAUGUUGAACACGUUCAUACUCUCUCCAGAAUCGGAAAAAAUGGUGGCUCAUGCUACCAACGAAAACAUAACCAUCAGCCAGCCAGGUAGCAAACCGAAAUCCGGUCCUGCUGCUCGGCAACGUUACAUUCCAAAAGAUCUGCAACAGCCACAGAUGAUGAUGGAUGUCGACGUAAAUCUCAAACACUCCCGAACUAGUUUGGACAGCUCAGAGAAGGCCGAAUCCCACAUGAGGGAGGAGUUCAUUUCCAAAACUAUAGCUCUGUCGAAAAUCUCCAAGUCACACACCGAAGAGAGCUUCCAAUCGACUACUCUCGUUAGAGAAAUCAAUGCUAUGAGGGAUCAGCAGAAGGAACACUUUGAGAAAAAACCAAAGAUGCUCGGAAUGAGUGCGUUCCAGCAGAAGAUGUCCCGAUCUAAUGAUUCCUUCAACAUGAGUUCGAGCACAGAUUCUGUGGAGAUGCUAUUGGGCAGUGAUCUACGAAAACGGGGCAAGUCCGUCGAAAAGUCAAAGAGCUUUCGAACCUACAUUGAAUCGAAAGAGGAUAAAGAGAUCCCCUCACUGAGGAAUCAAGUGCCAAGUCUUCCCGAUUUGUCUCAGAAGAGCGACAAUGACUUGGAAGAUGAGAAGCACCUGUCACUUGGAUUUGAAAUCAAUGACAAUAACCUAGUUAAGCAGAAAUCAAGUGAUCUGCCAUUGACGCACGGAAUCUACACAAAGAACAUCAUUCUCACUACAUCCAAGAAUAUGCCGUCAAGGAUACAGACAAAGUCUCCCCUUUUGGGUACUUCGGCUUGUAGUACGAAUAUCUCGGAGAUUGAACAGAAUAUCGAUAUGCUGGUGAAGUCACCAUUCGUGAGUGUUUUGAGGAAGUCAGCGACUAUUAGUGAUUCGGUGGCAUCAAAACUGGCGCCCAACGUGACGAUCAGUCCAAUGCCCAACAAAAGGGUUGAUGUGAUUGCCAAAGUUGAGAAUAAAAUUGACAGAAUACUCAGAACAGAAGACAAGGAUCUCUUUAUUCCACCAGCAACUCCUGCUGCUCCACCACCAACACCGGCCACUCCUCCACCGAUACUAGUUGCGCCCACAAUUGUACAUUCACCCACGAAGGUGCAAAUGCGAGAAAAGCCCAAGAUAGUCGCUGACAGUGAGAAUCGAAAGUCUCUCCGGGAAAGAAAUUCCUCGCCACAGACAACAGCUUCUUCCAAAUCGAAUAGCUUCCAUCGAAGCCGACGAAGUUCUUCAGUCAUUGAAUCAUCAUCUCCCAGCACCAAGGGUGUGCCAGAAUUCAUGAAGAUCCAACUCAAUCGAGUUGAUCCCGUUCGACCCAAGAGUAAUGUGGUUUUGUCCAAGAAUGCCCGUGAAAGUACCGAAGAUUUAACUCGUCGUUUCAGCAAUGAAAGCGUUGAAAUCUCCGAGGUGAAACCUCCAACCCCGACUGAUGAAGAUAGCCCACAAAUUAUCCCAAUGGUUCGUUCGAAUAGUUCAACUUCUUCUCGAUCUGAUGAGUCACUACCAAAAAGCCCCACAAAGAAGACCCCAGAUGAAGAGAACAAUAUCACACGCAUCGACACAAAUACUCCGAUAAACAACAAUAUUCCACUGCAUGAGCGUCGCAGGCUUUUCCUGAGUGAAGAUAAGCUGAAAAACGAUCGCAAAAUUGAAGAAAUGAAACUUGAACGUAAGAAAUCCAUGUCCGAAGAAGUGCGCAAGAUGCCCACAGAAGAGGAACCCGUUGUUGUGAUUCUGCGAAAGAAAUCCUUUGGUGUUAUCCAACCAUCGGCCAAUAACAAUAAGGACGACCCCACACCUGAAUUGAUGAAGGUCUUCGCAAGACGAUCGCUCAAGAUCAAAGACGAAGAUCUUCCCGAUCCACCAAUCAAGAAAUUCGUACCCAGUGUCGAUAGUGACAAAGAAAAUCAAUCGUCCAGCGAAGAAAAGCUCGACAAACUCUCCGCAAUCCAGCAGCAACAAAACGGUCUGCCAAAAUCGGACAGUGACAUCUCCAAGAACCGAAAUUCCCUAGCAGACUUCCGAAAUAUCAAAUCGCAAUCCCUUAACAACAAUGGCAUGGGAACACCUACGAAAACAUUUCUGCCACCAAUCCGCCUCAGCGGUCCAUUCCGACAGGCAUCCCAAGGAUCGCCAGUGAUGGGCAAAAGUAUUGAUUCAACGACAAACAAUAACAACAACAACAGCUUGACAAACAACAAUAACAAUAUGUCAGUAGCCAAGCCAAUUGAACGUCAGUCUCUUGGAACUGUUUUACUUUCGUCAUCAGUGCCACCUAGUGUUACGUCAACAGUCGAACAAAAUAACUUUUCCACCACAACAACCACAUUCACAAGGGCAACCAUAGAGCGUUCCGCAACAAUGGCCACCAUGAAUAGGGUUGAGAGUGAAUUUAAGGGCAUUCAUCAACGUCGGGCCGAAUGGGAGAAGCGGGCCAAAGAAGCUUUGAAAUAAAUAAACUUUAAACAAAACUAAUAUUUAAAUAAAAGUGGGGAAAGCAAAUGAAUUGAAUUUGUGUGAAUGAAAUAAAUUUGUAUAUGGCUAUGGUGAUGAAAGUGUGGCUAUAAUGUGUGUAUAAUAUUUAGUUUAUGUGACAUUGUUGAGGUAAAAUUAACAAAAAAAAAAUAUAUGUAUGCUUGGAAGUCUCUAAAAAAGAAAUGUUAAACUACUCUAGAGAAGUUACUGUCAAAAUUAUCUUAAAAUUCUGUUUCUUUCUCAUCGAAUCGUUGAGUUUUUGACACUGUUGAGGUGAAUUUA